UCAGCUGCCCCCUGCUCGCAGCUUCGCUCUCUGCGCACAGCCCCCUCUGCACUGUACUUCUCUAGCGGAGCCCUCCUGCUGCAAGGGACUAGAGGACUCCAGCACCUGGAGAGUUAACCUGCUGCCAAGUAAAUAUAGCUUCGAGGUCGUUGCUUUGAGAUUCGAGACCCGGGAAAAGUCAAGCCUGAAGAUCUUGCAAACUUCACGCGCUCCUCAGUACUCCCCAGUCCGGCGGGCCAAGCGGGUAGCACUGAACCGUCCCGAACCACAUACACCGCAUUCGCAUUCUCCCUUCGAUCUGUGGAGCAGGGCACAAUGAAAGGAGACACACGAAGAUACAAUGGUGAGGAGGCUAAUAAAGAAGACUUCAGCUUGGUCAAUGGCAGUGAUGAUGAAACUCUCUCUCCUCCAGUCCUGGAAGCAGUGGGGAGCCUGGAGAUCAAAGGUCGUAGGGUAAGCCGACGGGGAGUGUCGAAAAGGGAACUCUGUCAUAUGAUCACCUUCGAUGAGGACUUGACUGAUGAAUCAGAGGUAUCAGAAAUUCCUGUGAUGCCAAAGCUGUACCGCGAAGCCAAGUUUCAACCAGAAAAUUCAAAUGUCCGGUCUCGAAGUGAUGGUAGUACUACUGAUUCGGGAAGACGUAGACCUCCCCCACGCCUGGCCUCGCAGAAUAAACCUAGCAAGAAAGAAAAUGAAGAUGCCAGUUUAGAUGGCAAAGAUACCCCUGUGACCAGGAGCAAUAGGCGACGGUCCACUGGCACUCUGUCAACUAGUCUCCAGUGUCUUACCAUUGAUCUCACUGAUGAGCUCGGGAGCAUCACAACCACCAGGCGUAGUGCUAGAGAAAGACGUCGUCAUUCUCUAGGUUCUCAAAGUGUGUUUUCAGAGAACCUUGAUCAUAUGGAAUACCAGGAUGGAAAAGAGUUUCACAUUGGUGACCUUGUCUGGGGGAAGAUUAAAGGUUUUUCCUGGUGGCCUGCUAUUGUAGUUUCCUGGAAAUCCAACACAAAGCGCCAGGCUAUCCCUGGCAUGAGAUGGGUACAGUGGUUUGGCGAUGGUAAAUACUCUGAGGUCCCUUCAGACAAGUUAGUCAGCCUUGCAUUAUUUACCCAACACUUUAAUUUACCUACCUUUAACAAGCUGGUAUCUUACAGGAAGGCUUUAUUCCAAGCCCUGGAGAUGGCCAAGAGCAGAGCAGGCAAGACUUUCCCAGUCAUUCCUGGUGCCUCAUGGGAUGAAAAACUCAAGCCCCUGCUAGAAUGGGCUCAUGAAGGCUUCCAGCCAAUGGGGGAAGAGGGACUCAAACCAAAAAAGAAACCAGAUGGACGUGUCAUAGCAGAGCCUAAACAAAGAAGAAGGACUCUGGAGGAAGUCACUGUCCAAGAUAGCCUACCUCCUCCUAAACGCCUAAAGCCCAGCUGUGUGAAUAACAACAAAGAGAGGGUAGAGGAAGACCAAAGCCGAGAAAAAAUGGUUUCUGACCUCAAAAACAACAAAAGCAACCCUGAGGAUAGCUGCAUAGCCUGUGGCAGAAGAAACCCACCCUCCUUUCACCCCCUCUUUGAGGGGGGGCUCUGUCAUACAUGUAGAGAUAGAUUUCUAGAGCUGUUCUACAUGUAUGAUGAUGAUGGAUAUCAGUCGUACUGUACUGUGUGCUGUGAGGGACGCGAGCUCUUACUUUGUAGCAAUACAAGCUGUUGCCGGUGUUUUUGUGUCGAGUGCCUGGACGUGCUAGUUGGGGCAGGGACCUCAGCCAGUGCCAAAGCCCAAGAACCCUGGAGCUGUUACAUGUGCCUGCCUCAGCGGUGCUAUGGGAUCUUACAGCGUCGAAAGGACUGGAACAUUCGCCUUCAGGAAUUUUUCACCAACGACAUAGCUCAGGAAUAUGCAGUUCCAAAAUUGUAUCCAGCUGUCCCUGCAUCAAGGAGACGACCAAUCAGAGUCUUGUCCCUUUUUGAUGGCAUAGCCACAGGCUACUUAGUGCUAAAAGAAUUAGGCAUCAAGGUAGACAAGUAUAUUGCUUCAGAGAUCUGUGAGGAUUCCAUUGCUGUUGGAACAGUCAAGCAUGAAGGCAAUAUCAAAUAUGUUCAUGAUGUCAGAAACAUCACAAAGCGUCAGAUUGAUGAAUGGGGACCAUUUGAUUUGCUUAUUGGUGGAAGUCCAUGCAAUGAUCUUUCCAAUGUGAAUCCUGCCAGGAAGGGCUUGUAUGAAGGCACAGGAAGGCUCUUCUUUGAAUUCUACCAUUUGCUCAAUUAUACUCGCCCCAAAGAAGGGGAUGAACGCCCUUUCUUCUGGAUGUUUGAGAAUGUUGUGGCCAUGAGGGUCAAUGAUAAGAGGGACAUCUCAAGGUUUUUAGAGUGUAACCCUGUAAUGAUUGAUGCCAUCAAAGUUUCAGCUGCCCAUCGAGCCCGCUAUUACUGGGGCAACCUGCCUGGGAUGAACAGGCCGGUGAUAGCAUCAAAGACCGAUAAACUCGAGCUUCAGGACUGCCUGGAGUACAAUAGGAUAGCGAAGUUAAAGAAAGUACAGACAAUAACAACUAAGUCGAACUCGAUCAAACAGGGGAAAAAUCAACAAUUCCCUGUAAUCAUGAAUGGCAAAGAAGAUAUAUUAUGGUGCACAGAGCUAGAAAGAAUUUUUGGCUUUCCUGUUCAUUACACCGACGUGUCAAACAUGGGUCGAGGUGCUCGACAGAAGUUGCUGGGCAGAUCCUGGAGCGUCCCUGUUAUCCGACAUCUUUUUGCCCCACUGAAGGACUACUUUGCCUGUGAAUAACACAUGGGCUGGAACUUACAGGUGGAAGGGGAUUUGACCAUUGGUGGAGGGUUGACAUUGGGGAAGAACCAGUAUCAGUGAUGGUAGAACUGCUCAUCAUCCCCUCUAAGUUCUAGUCUUUGCUAUUCUUCGAUUUUGUUGCUGUGAUGAAUAAGGUCAGACUAAGACCCAAAUCAUCAGUCAUUACAUGUACCUCAGACUUUUCCCCAUUUGCUCAGUGGGACUCUUUUUAUUUGAGGCUCACUCCUUCUGAAGACCUGUGCAAACUAUUUCUCUGAAGCCUACAGACAAGUCCUACUACUUUGUGGCCGCUGAGUGGGGCAAGAUCAUGCUUUUUUUUUUUUUUAACUACACUUGAAAUAGAAAUUUUUAGUUUUUCUUUUUUUUUCCCUCCCAAAAUGAUGGCUAAAGUACAUGUCAAGUCUUGUUAGGUCAUAUUCUGAAUCAAUAAGACAACACAGGUGUCAAGCUUUUCAUUAAAAAAAAUUUUUUUUGUUUGUUGCUCCUUGUUCAAUAAUAUAUAAUCCUGAUGGGAAAGAUGCAAAUGUAGCUUAUUGAAACUAUUGACAGACUGAUUUAUUGAACAGAUAGAGCUCAAAGUACUGUUAGCAGCAUAUGAUGGUUUUUCUAAUUAUUAAGAAUAAUUUGUAUGUCCUUCUUUAGUCAAAUAUUUUCUACUUUGUUAAAAUAAAAAAAUAAAAACUCCCUCACCCUAAGAAUAUUAAAAAAACAAUAACCAAGAAAUAAUGAUUUUUGGAAAGCUUUGGGUACAAGUCAAAGCCCGUGAAAUACCUCCAGGCAUUUUGGAAAGUGAUGAAUCCAGCAGGGCUGGUCCUGACACAUCUCCAGUGCUUUUAAAGAAAAUUGUUGACACAAACUAAACCCAAAUUAUUUAUUGUCCUCCUCCUACUGCAAGAUAGCCCUAAAUGGGGGGGGGGGGGGGAUACAGGUCUGGAAAAGUAAACAGACACACUUAUUCUUUAUCAGGAUUUUGGGUCCAUCUCAAGUGUCAUAUUGUAGCCACUAGGUCCCAGGUUGAGCAGUCAGUGAAAUGAAGUGUAUAUUAUAUCUCUCCAUAUCACUAAUCUCCUUGUCACUUCUGCUCUCUUACUUGCUUUCUCAAAAUGUAUAGGAAGAAAAAAAAUCUUCAUCUUCUCCUUACCUAGGUGGCACUUUGCUUUAUAACUGCCAGGUGCAUUGUCUGUAGUCUCUGAGGUUAAUUGCAUGAUAUCCUAUUGUCCUAUAUUACAAUACCUUUUUCUGGACAGUUGGUCAUAUAUAGGGUUCAGAUGCACAUUUUUCUUUUGCUUUUAUUUUUCAUCUAAAAGAUGGAAAGUCUAAUAACCCUGAGGCUUCCUCCAGAAAAUUUUUAUCUGCCAUGACACCUGUCUUUUAAUUCCAUUUUGGGGUACCUUUUUAAGGGGAGGAAGCAACUGGGGAAACAGCAUUUCACAAAUGCUAUUGUAAUGGUUUUAAGACCUUUUACUGGUGCUAUUUUGUAGAAUAAGGACAUUACUGUUGACAAUUUUUCUUUCUUUUUUUUGUUGUGUUUCAUAAUUUUUUUGGUAACAGUAGCCCAAUAACAAAUGAAAAACUGCCUUGUUUAAACAGUUUUCUCAAUUUUUAGAAUGGAAAUUGCUGAAUGUCUAGAGUUUACCUUAUUAUAAUGGUUUAAUUAAAAAUCAGUAUUUCUCUAUGGUCUCCUUUGUUCUUUCUGUCAUACGAAGGGAACAUGCAUGGAUAUGACUUUCUGUUCAGGGCAGAUGAGAGGGAAAGAGGGUUAUUAGUGGGACACUAAGCUUCAUAGACACAUUAUUAUGGGGUGUCUGUCCCUAAUGGGAAGGAAUGGCACCUGCUUUGUAUUCUGUCUUCCAUUUCCCCUCUCUAAAAGCAAAUGCUUUGAAAACUACAGGUAUAUACAUCUAUCACAGGUGCAUGAAUGCAGGAACAUGCAAAGUUGCC
Messenger RNA from Monodelphis domestica (gray short-tailed opossum), 4737 nucleotides. It is a transcript of the gene DNMT3B, whose product is annotated as DNA methyltransferase 3 beta. Gene Ontology annotation, biological process: negative regulation of transcription by RNA polymerase II. The record is from RefSeq and is a predicted model, not a curated record. Gene Ontology annotation, molecular function: DNA (cytosine-5-)-methyltransferase activity, acting on CpG substrates; DNA binding. Gene Ontology annotation, cellular component: nucleus. NCBI's taxonomy places the organism in Eukaryota, Metazoa, Chordata, Mammalia, Didelphimorphia, Didelphidae.